UCUCGCGCGAUCGUAUGCCGACCGCGUCGUAACGCUCUGAAACGCUGCUCGGAAACAAGAAUUAAAGGAAUCUCGCGCGCGGAGAGGAGACCGGCGCGGCGCGUCCACCGUCUCCAGCAGGCGAAAAAUUCAUCGGCUAAUGCACAGCAAGAGCAGAGAACGGCAGCCGCCAAGUACCAAUGCUCUCCUUGCUUUUUUCCUGCUACAAUCACCGACCGUCACGUAGAUCUAUAUAAAUGGCAAUUGCAGUCUCGUACGGCGCAGCAGUCUCGGACCGCCGUAGGUUUCGCAGCCACGCAACUCUAACCGAUCGCGGCACUACGUCCUGCCGGUCGCAAGCGAUACACCAUCGGGAAUUUUCGCCCUCGCUCAGUCAGCUGGAGGUACCGCGAGAAGAAGCUGGUGUCCGGUCGUGUGGAGACCUGCCGCGCGGUGGUGACCGCAGACGACCACGACCACGUCCACUCGUUACGCGACAGACAAAGUUACAAAGUUCCCGGGCGACGACGACGACGACGACGACAGGAUGCCACGGAUAGACGACGACGCGCCGGCCGCCGGUCGUCGGCGCCCGCUCGUCCAGCUGCUCAUGCUGACGAUCUGCGCGUUCUCGCUGGUCCACGCGACCGACGCCGCCUCCGCGGAUAACGCGUCCAAGGACGCGUGGACGGGAUUCUCCACGUCGUGCGCCGCCGAGGACAUGAAGAACAUGUCGAUCUCUUGCCACGGAGUGCGCAUCGUCCGGAAGAUUGUGCAACAGAUGUUGGAGACCACCGGGAAAGAACGGGAUAUCGAGCUGUUCGACGGCGUGACCCUCGUUGAAGUGCCCGGUGGCGGCGGCGGCGGCGACGGCGACGGCGGCGGCGGCGGCGGCGGCGGCGGCGGUGGCGGCGGCGGUGGUGGCUCAACGCGCAAGGCUAGAGUGUUGAAGGGCUUCGGCAGCCUCGGGCCGUUCCUGCAGUUCUUGGAGGGCAGGGAGCUGCGAGUGAAGCUGCCAUCCUUGCUACCGCCGAACAUCGAGAGCGCGCUCCAGGAGAGCCUGCCUUCCGAGUCCGAAGCGAGGAAAGACGGCGGCUUCGGCGGCGGCGGUUUCGGAGGCGGCAAAGGAGGCGGCGGCAAGAAGGGAGGCAACGGCGGCAUCCUGAUCAUGGCGCUCAUGAUGGGUAAAAUGAUGGCCGCGAUGGGCUUUGGCGCGCUGGGCUUACUCGCCAUGAAGGCGCUCAUGGUGUCGGCCAUGGCGCUGAUGCUGUCGCUGAUCGUGGCGGUGAAGAAGCUGGCGAGCGGCCACGAGGACCACGGCGGCCACCACGUGGUGUACGCGCAAGACGUCGGCCAUCAUCAUCGCAAGAAGCGAUCGUUUGCGGACGACGACGAGGACCGCACGCAGCUGCCUUACCGAGGAUACGCCAACCUGUACGCCAACUUGCGAGCUUCCUGAUCUUCCUUGCCAAUCGUCAGCACUCACCGCGAAAUUCGAUCGAGAUCCCACGGGCCCUCUGACCGCCUCCCCCCACCGCGAGACCGGAGCUUCCCUUCGAGGCGGGCCACGUUGGCGGCGUUGCGUUCGCGUGAUUUUCCGUCAUCGCAUCGUCAUCGCACCCUCAUCGCAUCGCAUCCUUAUUCAUCCAACGCGAAUCCGCCAACGUAGCUCCCGUGUCCCCUCGCUGAUAAGGUCGGCUGGCCGAAACUGUACGAUCGCCGCGGUAGGAGGGUCAAUAGACGCCUGGAAAAUGAACAACGACGACGAUGACAAUGACAACGACAAUGACGACGACAACGACGACGACGACGACGACGACGACGACGACGACGACGUAGACGACGACGCUACGCAAGAUCAGUGACAGUGACGCACACACGCACACACACACACAUAUAAACACCGACGAGACGACAGUGGCGAAGAAACUAAUUGACAGCCACGGUAGAAAGUGACGUUCGAACAACGUGACGUUUGUUCACGAGAAACGCGCCGGCGCGGCAAUCCAUUCAACCCUCUUAGAGAAACGCGCCGCCGCUCUCCGGGACAGGACACUCUCAGUGAAAGAUCAAGGACGCCGAACCGAAGAAACCAAAGUACACAUUGUUCGAUUAUGUUUUUUUUAUAUAUUUAUUUUUUUACACAUGUAUUUAUUGUUGUGUGCAACGCAUGUUAAUAAAGCAUACGUACUUG
Molecule: messenger RNA, 2173 nt
Organism: Harpegnathos saltator (Jerdon's jumping ant)
Lineage: Eukaryota; Metazoa; Arthropoda; Insecta; Hymenoptera; Formicidae
Product: eukaryotic translation initiation factor 4B1
Exons: 3
Coding region: 527-1438 (303 amino acids)
Cellular component (GO): membrane
Source: RefSeq, a predicted model, not a curated record